UUCAAAAGAUAUCUACUUGAACCUAAUGACACUGGACUGGCCAGACAUCAAGUGCAUCCGAGCAAAACCCGUGUUGAAGAACAAGACUGCUCAAACUUUGUCACAGACUAUCCUUAUCAAGAUGGCGAUCGGGGAGGUCAUCAUUUGGCAUAGUAUGAAUGCGUCGUACACACCACUCUUUGAUGAAAUUUCGAAUAGUACGAGGCGUGCAAGGAAGUUCACAUCUGUCGACGAAGAUGCCCAGGCUGUUACUAACUACACGUUUCGUCGUGUGAUUAGGGACUGCGCUAUUGUUUUCAAGGAAAAAGAAAAGAACAAAACAGGUGUAGUUUCAAGCUGGGAGCUAUGGGUAAACAAUCUGUUCAACACCAGCUCUGAGUUCUGCAAGAAACAAUACCUAAAGGUGUGCAAAUGCGACCAACCCAUGCAAUUCAACAUGAGUGACUGUGAAAGACAACAGCACAACCAGGAAUCUUUUUGAUAAAAAUAAAUGUCUAAAAAAGUUGUUGAACAUAAGAAAAUGAUGAUUCACUGGCACUAAAUAAAGUUUUGAAGUUUUU
Messenger RNA from Rhipicephalus microplus (southern cattle tick), 560 nucleotides. RefSeq lists its product as uncharacterized. Lineage: Eukaryota; Metazoa; Arthropoda; Arachnida; Ixodida; Ixodidae. The record is from RefSeq and is a predicted model, not a curated record.